UAUAAGCCGAUAUAUAUCUCCGAAUUCCAAUUUGCGAUCAUCCAACUUCGCUACCGCCUUUAUCCACUCAGGGUCCUCGUCUCCCCGUUUAUACAGUCAAUUCGAGGGAGGAAUGGCCGCGGCCCAGCUGUACGUUGUGAUUCUGCUACUUUUGGGGUUCAUCUCCACGUCUCAACUACAGGCUGUCGCAGUUGAACCGAUUUCCCAUCUAAAAUUGAACUCUAAGAUUCUUCAGGUACUUGCUACCCAUCUAAAAUUGAACUCUAAGAUUCUUCAGGAGUCAAUUAUUAACCUGGUAAAUGGAAACCCCAGAGCUGGAUGGAAAGCUGAUAUGAGUCCUCGAUUCUCUAAUUACACUGUUGGCCAAUUUAAGCACCUUCUUGGAGUCAAACCAACACCACAGCAUGAUUUGAAGAAUGUUCCUGUUAUCACUCAUUCAAAAACAGUGAAGUUGCCGGAUCAAUUUGAUGCCAGAACAGCAUGGCCUCAAUGUAGCAGCAUUGGAAAAAUUCUUGAUCAGGGUCAUUGUGGUUCUUGUUGGGCUUUUGGUGCUGUUGAGUCACUAUCUGAUCGUUUUUGUAUCCAUUUUGGCAUGAAUAUUUCUCUAUCUGUUAAUGAUCUCUUAGCAUGCUGUGGCUUUUUGUGCGGUGAUGGUUGUGAUGGUGGUUAUCCUCUUUAUGCAUGGCGAUACUUUGUCCACCAUGGUGUCGUCACUGAAGAGUGUGACCCAUAUUUUGAUAAUACUGGAUGUUCACAUCCGGGUUGUGAACCUGCGUAUGCUACACCAAAGUGUAAGAGGAAGUGCGUAAACAAGAACCUGCUCUGGAGGCAAUCAAAACAUUUCAGUGUCAGUGCAUACAGAAUCCACUCAGAUCCCAACAAUAUCAUGGCAGAAGUUUAUACAAAUGGACCAGUUGAGGUCUCUUUCACUGUCUAUGAGGAUUUUGCUCAUUACAAGUCAGGUGUUUACAAGCACAUGACAGGUGAUGUCUUGGGUGGUCAUGCUGUAAAGCUAAUUGGAUGGGGAACUACUGAGGAUGGGGAGGAUUAUUGGCUUCUUGCAAAUCAGUGGAAUAGAAGCUGGGGUGAUGAUGGAUACUUCAAGAUCAAAAGAGGAACAAAUGAAUGUGGCAUUGAAGAGGAUGUGACUGGUGGCUUGCCUUCAUCCAAAAACUUGAUUAAAGAGUUCGCUAAUAUGGAUGCUACUCUUGAUGUGUCAGUUUGACAGUUGAUUAUUCUAUGGAGAGAGUGCUAUCCAUAAGCUGUGGAAUUUGAUCUAAUAUGCGUGUGUGUGUGUGUGUGUGUUGUGUUUAAGAUGAAACAAAGGCAGAUGUGAUCCUUGUUAUUUGUUUGUAUGUGUGAACAAAUGAUAUGCUGGUUUGUGAAAAAUAAAAGAAAAAUCAAUGACAAUUUAUAGCCAUAUUGUACUGACGCUGGAUAAUGGCCUUGUUAAUUUAUAGCCACGUUCUUCCUUUUUAAUGUGCAUA
Camellia sinensis is the source of this 1487-nucleotide messenger RNA. NCBI's taxonomy places the organism in Eukaryota, Viridiplantae, Streptophyta, Magnoliopsida, Ericales, Theaceae. The record is from RefSeq and is a predicted model, not a curated record.